This is a messenger RNA of Somion occarium, 3699 nucleotides long. Lineage: Eukaryota; Fungi; Basidiomycota; Agaricomycetes; Polyporales; Cerrenaceae. The record is from the annotation of a GenBank genome assembly.
AGACAUUUGUACAUUCGUUACUGCAUGUUGGACAUCGACAGUUGGACAACAAAUUCCGUGAAGUGGUCUGAAGGCGUCUCGUAGAGAUCACUGGACCGCAAUCUGCCUCAAGCGUUGCGCUAGUGGACGACUUUCAUUUCCGAAUUCACGUUUUAACAUCGUGUAUACACUAUAUUCUGCCUGCAUGCUACCUCAUAGACACGAUUCUCGAUGUCUGCUGCACUGAACACUAGGGCCGACACGUCCAAUCAGUCGGCCUUCACACAACCUGACUUGUCAUUAGGGUCUUUUGCCUCCGGGUUCUCAACACCUGCUAGGCCUGGGCGGGUUCCAUCUUCAUCUACAGCAACAUCUUCAGCUCCAUUAUCCACGCCUUCACCCCCGAAUGCUGCUCUCUUCACGAGGAAGCGACUGGAGGAACCCACGUCGGCCUUGAGACGGUUUGGAAGCUUAGAUGAAGGAGAUGAAGGCGAUGUGGACGCGUUGGACACACCAGGGAAAGAGAAGAAAUGGGGAGAUGCAUUAGAAACACCUGCACCAGGUCGGGCCAAACGGACUAGGAGUGCGGGUACCGCGAAAGGUGGCGUAAAUCUCACUCUACGAGACCAAGAAAAGCAUAUUGACAGUCUGAAGAAAGAAAACUUUAAUAUCAAGCUCAAAGUCCACUUCCUCGAAGAACGUCUAGCCCAACUCGCACCAGACCAAAUCGAUGCCGCGCUCAAACAAAAUAUCAACCUCAAGAUUGAAGUUCAACAACGCGGCAUGGAUAUCAAGAAGCUAAAGAAACUUGUCCUAGAGCUGGAACGUGAACUUGAACGUUCACAUCGCGGCCAAGGCGGUUCACAAGCACGUGCACGCGAGUUGGAAGAGAAGCUUGAGGAGAGGGAACGCGAAAUAAGAGAGUUGAGGAGGAGGAGGGCUGUCGGACCAGACGAUGCAGCUUUGCGGGAGUUCGAGACUCGUAAUGCUCAGCUCGAAGAAGAGUUAGAGAAUGCGAGAGGUCUUCUGGAGGAGAACAUGGAGGAGAUGGAACGUCUUCGGGAGAUUGUUGAGCAACGAGGGGACGACGGCGAUAAUCGAAUGCGGAGGCGUAUGGAGGAGCUCGAGGAUGAGAAUGAGGACCUUAGGGUGCGCUUGGGGGAACUAGAGGAAGCUCUGGCUGCUCGGACGGACGAGAAGGAAGACUUGGUUGACGAAGUCGAGACCCUGAAGUUGGAGAUCGAAGAUCUUCAGCGGAGACGGGAGGCAGAGAAUCUGGAACGAAGUCAGAGUCGUGCUCAGGUCAUGGAGGAGAGGGAAGAACGCGAAGCGGUUGAGGAUGGUCUCAAUGCUGUCCGUGACAAACUCGCAGCGGCCCAAAUUGAACUGCAGCAGAAGGAAGACGAGAUUGAGAUGAAGAAUCGGGAGAUUGAUGAACUUAUUGGGGAACAUGAGAGAAUAGUCGACACUGUAAAUGAGCAGUGGAGAGGAGAGGUCGAUGAGGCUAGAGGACAGAUGGAGGAGCUCCGUGAUGCACUCGAGCAGCGUGACGGUGAGUGCAAGGAGCUGCGCAUGACGGUCUCGGACUAUGAGGCAGACGCAGACGACUUGCACAACAAGUUUGAACAUACGCUCGGACAUCUGGAGCGCGAAGCUGAGGAGAAGGACGCCGAGAUCGAGGCUGCCAAUCGGGAAAUCGAGAAACUCGGUCAGCAGGUCUAUGUGCUUGAAGAAGAAAACGAGCGAAUCAAGGAGGACUUUGAGCGAGCGCGCGAAGACGACGCCGUCGAACGGGAACGCUACGAAAGUCUAACAGCGGCGCUCAAGCAGAAAGUCUCCGACCUCAAGGCACAGCUCGAGGAACUUCGCGACCUAUACGAAACUCGAAGUCAGGAAGUUGAGGAUCAUCGUGCAGACCAAGAGGAACUCGCAAAACACAUCGAGAACGUCGUGUCAGAACUCAAGCGCGAACAAUCAACACGAGAACAGCUCGAAGCAGAGCUUGACAGGACCAGAGUCGAGUACGAGGAUGCUCUUCGUCGAGAGAAGCGUGGUCUCGAUGCCAAGGAAUCUGCUCUGCAAUCGACGCUUGAUGAUUUGGCGAGAACCCAAUCGUUACUGACUCAACGAGAAAGCGAUCUGGCUGCGGUACAGAGUGUCCUCCAAACUCUAGAGUCGGAGUCGAAGAAGCUGGGAGAGUCGCAUACUACUGCUCGGUUCUCUCUUCAACUUGAGGUUGAUCGUCUCAAGCGUGAUGUUGAACGUCUGGAGGACGAACUCUCGCGGACCAGGAAGGAGCUGGAUGAUAAAGAUGGGAAGAGUCGAGACCGAGACGGUGUCAUCGACAAGCUUCAUGCUGAGAACCGAGACCUUGCUUCUCAACUUGCUGCUCAAACUCAGGCACGUCUGAAUGUCUCCGAGAAGCUUGACGACACCCAAGCAAGUCUGAAGACUGCUGAGUCUGAGGUGACGACUCUACGUUCGAAGAUCACUGAACUUGAGCAGAGACUAUCCAAGGACCAGAGAACUCUGCUGUCGACCGAGGCUCAAUACAGAGAUCAGUUAACGGAGCGUAACACACUGCUCCUUACUAUCUACCAGUACAUGGACAAGAUCCUUGGAGUCGACAAGACACCGAAGAAGAAUGGUCAAGCGGAGACCAAGCCCUUCACUAACUUCAGCGUCUUCCAUGACAACCUCAUCACUCGACUGAAGGCCCUCAGUCAAAUUCAACUUGACUUUGACAAGCGAGUCAAAGAUGCUGAGUCGAAGUAUGCCGAGAAGCUGAACGACAUGAAGAAACAACUCGAGGCGCGUUGGAAACAGCUUGAUAGGUUUGAGAAUAGUGUGAAGACUCUCGCCGAAGCGAAGCUGCAGUGGAAGAAGAAGAUGGGUGCGAAGGAGGGUGAGAUUGAAGCGUUGAAGGCCACCAACGCGGAGCUUCAAUCAGCCGUCUCCAGCAAGAAAGCUGGACCAGUCGAUCCAAUGGAAAUGCGCUCGCUAACCGUCCGUGCACAGAACGCCGAGCGGCGACUGACCAAUGUGCUCAACCAACUGGCAGCUUCUGAAGAGAAGAUGGCAGCAAUGAACCUAAAGAUCGCAGCCGCUGACAGUAAAUGGGAGGCACGCGUGAAGGAGUACGAAGCGCGGUCCAGGAUUGCUGAGGAGAAGUUGAAGAGGGAGAGGCAGGGCGGCAAGGAACGCGCGUCGGAGCUGGAGACACAGGUCAAGUACGUUGUCGUUUCGACUUUUUAUUUCGUCCCAAUGCUCAUGUUACGAACUUCUACAGGGCGUAUUUGCGCCAGAUCGAGCUAGCACAGAAACGGAUACAGCAACUCAACGAAAUCAUCGAAACCGCUGGACUGAACUCUAAGCCAUCAACGCCCCGGUAACAUUCCUUUCUUCUUUACUAUGACUCCUUCUACGUUCUUCGCAUUCGGGACACUCAUCGCUCAUUGCUCCUUCAUUGUUCAUUCGUUUGUUCAUUCGUUCUCUUGUUUUAUUUUAUUUGUGUUCGAUCUCCAUCGCAUGCUGUCGCGUCGCAUCAAGUUUUCUAUGGGCUACAAUCGUCUAAUAUGUAUACAAUCCGCAUCGAUAUACCUCUCAGUGUAUCUGUACUGCUUUCCAAUCCAUUUUUAAUAGUCUAGCUUCUCCUUCCCGAUCGACUUGGCACGGUACUCAGAAACCUCCCGAGGUCCAACCACCAUCGGCAGCAAUGAC